CGUAUUUGCAUAGAAGCUUCAGGACAGACAAAAGCGACCAUUCGACCAUCCCAGGUGAAAAAUACCGUGCGAAAAGAUCAGCCGAUGCUAAAGCCGUUCAAAGUCCAACACUCAGUGCUUGCGAAAUUUCAGCUUAAGAAAAGAAUACCAGCUCACUACUGACUGAUUGGUGCAAGCCGUUAUGACUAGCGUCUCAGAAUUCAUUCUUGGCCUGAAAGAUGGUGUAUUCAACCUGCAGUCAACUCCUAUUGCAGCCACUUAUCUGUCUUGUGUGAUAUUAUCACCGGUGUGGAGACGAUUUGUGCCAGCCUUGGAACUUAGGAAACCAAUGGUGGUUUAUAAUUUCAUCUGCGCCUUAACCAGCCUGUACUCUUUAGUGUACUUCAUCAUACCGCUGAUACCCAACUGGCCACACUCCCUUUUUGACACGGCCGAGAAUCCGUACGUCAAGCAUGCCAUGUAUGUGUACUGGAUGACAAAGAUCUUUGAGCUGUUGGAUACAAUCAUCAUGAUCCUACGACACCGAACCAGACAAGUCUCUUUCCUUCAUGUCUAUCACCACACAACUAUAAUGCUGAUAGCAGAAUUUGCCUACAUAAGGGGUGCUCGUCCCGCCAUGGGCGUCAUCUUGGCUCUCAACUCGUUGGUCCACGUGUUCCUCUACUACUACUACGGACAGACCGCGCGUCGCCCUAUGCAAAGACCUAUGUGGAAGAAGGCAUUGACAGAGCUCCAGUUGACCCAGUUUUUCAUCGGCGUUGCUCAUCAGAUAGUGGGAUAUUACUAUUACAAUUUCUGUCUAUAUGGUAUAAUAUACGAGACGACGAUGAUCGUGCUUUUCUCGAAUUUYUAUUUCAAUGCUUAUAUAAAGAGGUCUCCUCAACAAAAAGUCAAGAAAGUAGAAUAAAAGAAUAACUGUGCUGUACUAUCCGUUACAUAGUGUCCAAGAUUAGCAAGGGUUUUUAUGAAUKGAAUACAAAUGACUGUCAAUCGAUAUUUCUUCGGGAUGGCAUUAGUAUUGCUAUUGACAAGUUUUGGCUCUUUUUCCAUUCGUAAUUUUCCGAACGUGCGCAACACAUUUCUCUGGUCUUUUGUGAAAAAACUAUUUCAACCUUUUUUAAACUGAUUUUUUUCGAGAAGGCACACAAUAUUCUAAACCCAUGAAAAAGUACUAACUAAGCUAAACAUACCAAAUAGUACUAACUAUUUCAACAACUGAAAACUAAGGAUUUGGCAAAAUUGAUACUAUCUAGUUYUUAUUAGUACAUUUUCACGGGUGACCUGUUUGUACCAUCAAGAAUGUCUCUCACCCACCGAAAGCUCUUAAGGAUCUUAUGUGUUUUUCCAAUUGUUACUGUAACUAAUCAGGUUGACACUUAUUUACUGUUAUUCCUUUUGAAAUCUUGAUAUUAAAUGUAAAAAUCAUU
Actinia tenebrosa (Australian red waratah sea anemone) is the source of this 1427-nucleotide messenger RNA. RefSeq names its product very long chain fatty acid elongase 1. Gene Ontology annotation, molecular function: fatty acid elongase activity. The record is from RefSeq and is a predicted model, not a curated record. NCBI's taxonomy places the organism in Eukaryota, Metazoa, Cnidaria, Anthozoa, Actiniaria, Actiniidae. Gene Ontology annotation, cellular component: endoplasmic reticulum membrane. Gene Ontology annotation, biological process: sphingolipid biosynthetic process; fatty acid elongation, saturated fatty acid; fatty acid elongation, polyunsaturated fatty acid.